Bursaphelenchus okinawaensis is the source of this 2486-nucleotide messenger RNA. Lineage: Eukaryota; Metazoa; Nematoda; Chromadorea; Rhabditida; Aphelenchoididae. The record is from the annotation of a GenBank genome assembly.
AUGCGGCUUCAAUUUUUGUUUCUGACAAUUGUUACAAUAGCCUCAGCUGAAGUCUUGAAGCUUCAAUUGGCCAAAACUACCGUGCCAAGACCAGUUAGGAAAGCUAGUGGUGGUUAUGAUGACAAACCUUUUGAGUUGUAUGAAAGUAGGUUUUGUAAAAUACGUUCAUAUAACCUUCCCUUUAAAAAACGUAUUCUAUUUUAACUUUUAUAGCGAAGAACUCAUUUAAAAAUAAAACAAAAAAUUCAAAUUUUCAAAAUCCCGCCAAAGUUAAAAAACUUUGGCAUUGUGUUUCAACCAUACAUUUUUGCUUUCAAAAGGUUGUCUUAACAUACUAAAUGACCAUUUUUUAAUUAUUUAUGUUUUGCAACGAAAAAAAAUAAAAAAUUCAAAUUUUAUGAAUCCCGCCAAAUUUAAUAUUAAAAAAAAAUUUUGUUGACGAAAGUUAUCGAGUCGUAUUUUACAAAUCAUUUAUCAAAUUCAAUUAAAGUUUACUUUAUUUUAUUACUACAACCCCAAAUAGCAAAAAAAAAUUGAAAUUUAAAAAAUCCCGCCAAAAUUGCAAAUCUUUGGCAUUCUGUUACCACCUAACUUUUUUGUAAAUAAUGAGUUGUAGUAGCCUUUAAAGACAUUUUUUUGACCAACAAUUUCUAAUUUCGACUAAUUAUUGCUGAAUUUCAGCUGAUUUCUACACAAUACCGAUUGAGUUUGGCAGUCCAGCCCAGACCUUGCACUUGGCUUUGAACUUGGGUUCGAACCAAUUUUGGGUAUUAGACAAGAAUAACAGCGGAAAUGUCACUACCAAUGGUCCUACUUUUGACACUAGGUAUUCAAAGCUUAUUUAGAAAAAAUUCACCCCCCCCUCCUGCCCUCCGCCUCACGCUAACCCGACUCCUAAUCCUUCCAUUUCAGCCGUUCCAACUCCCUAAAGCUAAACGAAUCCAAUCACUACUUCAAGUUCUUCAACAACCUAGACCUCAAUGGUAUCACAGCUCAAGAAGACAUUACCCUAGCCGCAAGUACCUUCAAAUCCCAGAACGUUGGUGUCGUUCGCAGAGCUACUGGCGAAGGCACAUUGGCAAUAUCCGGCGUUCUCGGCAUUGGUCCUACUAUUAAUGGUACCGACUAUGACUCAUGGGAACCUAUUGUGCAUCAGAUCGCCAGAAAACAGUCCAAUGGCAAGUUUACUGUAUGGUUGAACAGUAACGAGGACAGCGAUGUCAAGGGACAACUGACUUUCGCUGAUCACGAUGAGGAACAUUGUGAUAAGCAGGUAGUACAAGCUGGGCCAGUGACUACAGCUGCAGGGCAUUUUACUCAAUGGGGCUUUCCUAUGACUGGGUAAGGUUAUAUCGCUUUAUACAGCGUUUUACACUUAAAAUUACAUUUUUCAUGCUCUCUUUUAAUCAAUAGAUUUCCUUAAAAACACCUUGAGUCAUCAAAACACCUUUCAUCGUAUAAUAUGUCCCCCUAAGCUCAAAGAUAAAUAUUGUCUUAACUACUCUCACAACUAACACCACUCUUCCUAUAUAUACCUAUUUUACCACAAAAACCACUAGUAAUCAAAACAUCAUUCAUCGUAUAACAUGUCACCCGCAGCCUGCACUACCCACUUUUCCCUUUUUUCCACUAAUCUUUUUAGUUACGGCGCAGGAAGCUACCGCUACUACCGAAAAGGCAACGUGGCUAUUCAGAAUACGGAUAAAGUAAUCAAACUAGAAGAGUAUGUCUACUAUACGAUUGUUAGUACCUAUCGUCUAAAAUUCAAUGUCACAUUAGAUGCAUACACAAUCAAUUGCGAAGACUUGGAAGGAUAUCUACCUUUCUAUUUGACCGUUAACAGACAUGAUUUCCUCUUUCCUGCUCAUAUUUUGUUUGCACCGGUAAGUAUUGGCAAUUUUUUCGAAAUUGAAAGGUUGAAACGUUAUGCCAAAAAUCGCGAGAAAAUGAAAAUUCGAAAAUAUUUUUAAAAAGUUUUUAAAAAAACCCAGUCCAGCCUUUAAAAAAUUUAAAAAUCCAAAAAACAUAAUUUUAGCCGUUUUUAAAACCAUGAAACGUUAUGCCAAGAUACCGGGACAAUAAAAAUUAAAAAAAUUUUUUUAAAAUUAAAAAAAAUUCAAAUCCAGCCCCUAAAAAUAAAAAAACAUUCCAAACACAUAAUUUUACUAGAUAUUAGUCAUUUUUGGAACCAUGAAACGUUAUGCCAAAACCCCAGGAAAAAUAAAAAUUCAAAUUCUUUUGCCAUUUUUUAACCUGAAGCUCAACAAUUGUAAACCAUAGUAACAUUCUGAAAAGACUUUUAAAAGUAAAUUCUAUAUUUUUAGCUAGAAGGAAACAACAAAGUAUGCCGCUAUCUAGCCGAGCCCGCAAACGCUGGAGCAUUGACCGAGCUCGUUCAGCUAACUCAAGACUUUUUAAAGUACAUUUGUGUAACAUAUGAUGUUAAAACUAAAACCGUGGCUUUCUCAAAAGCUGUUCCAACUUAA